Molecule: messenger RNA, 1686 nt
Organism: Trichoderma aggressivum f. europaeum
Lineage: Eukaryota; Fungi; Ascomycota; Sordariomycetes; Hypocreales; Hypocreaceae
Exons: 1
Coding region: 1-1686 (561 amino acids)
Biological process (GO): transmembrane transport
Cellular component (GO): plasma membrane
Molecular function (GO): transmembrane transporter activity
Source: RefSeq, a predicted model, not a curated record
AUGACCGUCCAAUCAGCCUUCUCCCCCCCCGAAACCCCCGGCAUCGACAAAGAAACCCCCCCCCUCUCCUCCGACGAAGAAUCCCCCUCAACACCAUCCUCCCCUCCCAACGAACAAUCACAACAAGAUGGCCGCCAGGUCUCCCGCUUCCGCUGGAUCCUCAUCUGCGUCGCCCUCUACGUCACCACCUUCGUCUACGGCCUCGACACCACCAUCGCCGCCGACGUCCAGGGCUCCGUCGUCGAGGCCUUUGGCCACGUCGAGCAGCUCGCCUGGAUCGGCGCCGGGUUCCCCCUCGGCUCCGUCUCCUGCAUCCUGCUCUACGGCGUGCUCUAUGGAAACUUCAACAUGAAGUGGGUGUACGCCGCCGCCGUCAUCCUCUUCAGCGUCGGUUCGGCGGUUUGCGGUGCCGCGCCUACCAUGACGGCCCUCAUCGUCGGUCGAGUCAUUGCCGGUUCGGGAGGGUGUGGCGUCUUCAUGGGCUGCCUCAACUACUUCACUGCCCUGACGACGCCCAGGGAGCGAGCCACGUACAUCACCGGCACGGGUUUCAGCUGGGGCAUCGGCGCCGUCCUGGGCCCCGUCAUCGGCGGCGCCUUUGUCGAGUCGAGCGCGACCUGGCGAUGGGCCUUUUACAUCAACCUCAUCAUCGGCGGCGUCUUCGCGCCCAUCUACGUCUUCGGCCUGCCGGCCAUCCACCCCGUCGUCGGCGUCUCCGUCCGGGACCGCGUCGUCAAGAUUGACUUCCUCGGACUGCUCCUGGGCGCGGGAACCUGGGUCACCUUCUGCAUGGCCUUCACCAUGGCCGGCGGCCAGUGGCCCUGGAACGACGGCCGCACCAUCGGCAUGAUUGUCGCUUUCGGCGUCGUCACCAUCGCCUACGCCAUCCAGCAGACCUAUUCCAUCCUCACGACGCCCGAGGACCGCUCGUUCCCCAUCCACCUGCUGCGCUCGCGCUCCCAGGUCCUGCUCUUCAUCGCCACCGCCUCCAACAUCACCGCUCUCUUCGUCGUCGUCUACUUCAUCCCCAUCUACUUCCAGUUCGUCCACGGCGACUCGGCCAUCUCCGCCGCCGUCCGCCUGCUGCCCUUUGUCGUCCUGACCGUCAGCUUCAACAUGGCCGCCGGCCACCUUCUGUCCAAGAUCCGAUACUACAUGCCCAUCUUCCUCGUCGCCGGCUUCUUCAUCACUCUCGGCAGCUCCCUCCUCACGGCCUAUCUCGACCCCUCGACCCCGACCAGCUACAUCUAUGGCUUCACUGUCCUCACCGCCGUGGGAGCUGGCCUGUCGCUCCAGAUCGGGUACGCCGUCGCCUCCCUCAAGGUCGAGCCCGCACUCCAGGGCGGUGCUCUCGCCUUGCAAAACGUCUCCCAGAUCGGAGGCACCGUCAUUUGUCUCGUCAUUGCCGGCCAAAUCUUCCAGUCCGAGGCCACAAAGAACCUGACCUCGGUCCUGGCAAACACCAACUUCACUGCCUCCGACAUCCAAAACGCCAUUGCCGGAGCCCAGAGCACCAUCUUUGAGGAGAUUACCGGACAGCUCCGGGACCAGGCCAUUCUGGCCAUCACAAAGGCCAUGCAAAAGGCAUUCAUCAUAGUCUGUGUGGGAGGCGGCGUCCACAUGCUCAGCGCCCUCGGCAUGAAGCGGGAGAAGCUGUUUGGCGAGAUUAUUCUCAGCGGCGCGUAA